UAUGACCCGACCCGUUUUUUUCACUAAACAAACCCUAACCCAUUGUUUUUUAAAUAAUGGGCCUAAUAUAAGCCCAUAUUUUGUAUUGUUAUCAUGACGACGUCGUUUCAUUCUCCGGCGACUGAACUUCUACUGGAAAUGGAUAGUGAAGGAGCUUCAAGCGAGUCUUCUUCGUCUGGGGAUCAGCUCGAGAAGUGGAUAGAAGAGCAGGAUCAGCUUAAGAAGAAACUGAUUGCGUAUGAUGACUUCACAUGGAAGUUAUCUUCAUCAAUGGAACUGUCUCAUGGAUCGGAGAUUCUUAAGUACGUUGGAGGUGUAGACAUGAGCUUUUGCAAAGAAGAUUCUUCCGUCGCAUGCGCUUGUCUCGUCGUUCUUGAGCUACCUUCUCUCCGUGUAGUUCACCAUGACUUCUCUCUCCUCCGUCUUCAUGUUCCUUAUGUCCCUGGAUUUCUUGCCUUUCGUGAGGCUCCGGUUCUUUUGCAGAUUCUGCAAAAGAUGAGGGAUGAUAAGCAUCCUUUCUAUCCUCAGGUACUGAUGGUUGAUGGAAAUGGAAUACUUCAUCCACGAGGGUUUGGUUUGGCGUGUCAUUUAGGUGUUCUUGCUCACCUCCCUACCAUUGGGGUCGGAAAGAAUCUGCAUCAUGUGGAUGGUCUGAAUCAAUCUGAGGUUAGACGGUCGCUUCAGCUCAAAGAAAACGAGCAUGAGCAAGUUAUCACUUUGGUAGGAAACUCUGGAUUUACAUGGGGAGUAGGAUUAAGGCCAACUCUGAGUUCUCUGAAGCCCAUAUAUGUUUCAGUUGGCCAUCGCAUAUCACUUGACUCUGCCGUUAAAAUUGUCAAGAUGACCUGCAAGUACCGUGUUCCGGAACCUAUUAGACAGGCCGAUAUGAGAUCAAGAGCAUAUCUCCAGGAGCAUCAAACUGAGUCUUUUAAAAGAACUGGGACUGUGACAACCGGAUCAGACUGAACCUUAAUCUCUCAAACAACCAAGGAAGGAAGUGAACACUAUUCCACAUUACAUAGAACUCUUCAAAGUCUUUAAAGAUUGUUAAAUGGACAGAUUCAGGGCACUGAAGAUCCGCCCCAAUUUUCUCCUUCAUUUAUCUCACUGACUUGAAGAUUGCAAGCUAACCAAGAUAAUCAACAAACCGAUGAAUCAUGUUGUAUCCAAUACAUUGGAAUUUCCUUUCCAUACUGUAAACAUAGUGUAAAUAGAAAGGGUAGGGAACUGGUCUAAUGUCUUGGUAAUUUGGUUGUUUGGGGACUGUUUGUUAUAUUGGGAGAGUUUGAGGUAUUGGUAUUUUUUUUAUUGGUUCUUUGGUUUGGUAUUUUUUUUGGUUCAGCGUCUGUACUCGUUUCUCAUUCAAUAAGAAGGUAGAAUCGUUUCUCAAUCUUAA
Messenger RNA from Arabidopsis lyrata subsp. lyrata, 1396 nucleotides. Its product is annotated as endonuclease V. Gene Ontology annotation, molecular function: RNA endonuclease activity producing 5'-phosphomonoesters, hydrolytic mechanism; single-stranded RNA binding. Gene Ontology annotation, cellular component: cytoplasm; nucleolus. The record is from RefSeq and is a predicted model, not a curated record. The transcript is spliced from 9 exons. NCBI's taxonomy places the organism in Eukaryota, Viridiplantae, Streptophyta, Magnoliopsida, Brassicales, Brassicaceae. The coding region runs from base 94 to 966 and encodes 290 amino acids. Gene Ontology annotation, biological process: DNA repair.